Molecule: messenger RNA, 886 nt
Organism: Impatiens glandulifera
Lineage: Eukaryota; Viridiplantae; Streptophyta; Magnoliopsida; Ericales; Balsaminaceae
Exons: 4
Coding region: 256-789 (177 amino acids)
Cellular component (GO): plasmodesma; plasma membrane
Source: RefSeq, a predicted model, not a curated record
UUCUUAUACUCAUUACUGUUACUGCAAUAGUUGGAAGCAUUAUCCUAUUUGAAGGUCAAGCAGAGUUUGAGAUGAGUGUAGCGGAUAUCAUAUCGUAUAUCACUUGGUGGGAUGCAAUGCCUGGUAUACUUUUGAGGACACUUGUGUGGCAAUGGACGAUUGGUUCGGCUCUAGAAAGCAUUAUUCCAAAAGCAGAUAACCAAACAGCCAGAACAAUACUAAUGGAUACUAAACAAAUCACUUUUACACUCGUCAAUGAAACAAAUACAGCCGAUACCAAUGUCUUUAACGCAGACAUCAGACAUGCAGCCGUCUGCUGGACCGUUGUUCUUCAACCAAAUAGGCCCUCAUGUGCCUGUGCUUUGCAUGCCACUCAGUGCCAACCUCACCGAAGUCCCAUGCUUAACCGGUGAAGUUAAUUUCACUAAUGCCUCCGAGGUGUGGAAGGGUUAUGUUUGCGAGGUUUCUACGGGGAUUUGUACAACUCCUGGGCGGAUUACUCCUGAAGCGUACACGGAGCUAAUUUCGUCGCUAAACGUGAGCUACGCACAUUACGAGUAUGGAUCAUUCCUUGUGGAUCUUGUGGACUCUACAUAUGUGAAGGAAACAUUUAUGGACAUAUCAAACAACUUUUGUCCUAGUCUAAGGCAUUCAACAAAAUUGAUGUGUAGCAUUGGAUGUCUUUGGUCGAGAAAGAAGGCGUCGAAAAUAUGCGAUGAAACAAAUGAACCAAUUUCCUCCACCUCCUCCUUCCAGGAAUACUACAUUGGUGGUCGCGGAAAAUAUUGAUAUUUAUUAUAUAUAUAUAGUUGUGUAUUUAGUUGUUAUUAUAUAAUGUUUAUCACAUUUCAUAUAAUGUAUAACAACACAAUCUCUAUACCCUAUA